GGUGCCAGUCCACUCUAUGUUGCCAGUCAAGAGGGACACUCUGAUGUAGUGGACAUUCUGCUAGAGGCUGGUGCUGAUGUCCACCAGGCCACCACCAAGGUUUGUGAUGUUCCUCUGGGGAUAGCUGCCGAGAAGGGACAUACUGAGACAGUUCAGAGACUGUUGGAGGCAGGAGCCAACGUCAACCACCAGAACAAGAGUGGAGUCACAGCCUUGCUCUAUGCAGGAUGGAAAGGUCACUCAGAGGUGGUGAAACUACUACUAGGAGCUGGGGCCAGAGACAUUCCUGAUAAGUUUGGAAACACUGCUCUGAGUAUGGCCAGAGCCAACAACCACAAUGAUGUGUUGCAGUAUCUACUGCAUCACCAGCCAAAGUAAUAAACUAACCACAGUUACAACUACAUAAUACACAACUUUUUAUGUGACUUUAGCCAACAGAGCCAACAACCACAAUGAUCUACUGCAACACAAGCCAAAGUGAAAAGACUAGACUAUAGCCACUUUUACAACCGCGCACAACACAUUUUUACGUGACUUUCUAUAACUGUACUUUACAGAUCUUGUUUUUUUGAUGUGAGCACGGAAUAUUUACAUUAUUAAAAUCUGCAUC
Messenger RNA from Geodia barretti, 610 nucleotides. Lineage: Eukaryota; Metazoa; Porifera; Demospongiae; Tetractinellida; Geodiidae. The record is from the annotation of a GenBank genome assembly.